Anarrhichthys ocellatus (wolf-eel) is the source of this 6763-nucleotide messenger RNA. It is a transcript of the gene gabbr2, whose product is annotated as gamma-aminobutyric acid (GABA) B receptor, 2. Gene Ontology annotation, biological process: G protein-coupled receptor signaling pathway; gamma-aminobutyric acid signaling pathway. NCBI's taxonomy places the organism in Eukaryota, Metazoa, Chordata, Actinopteri, Perciformes, Anarhichadidae. Gene Ontology annotation, molecular function: G protein-coupled GABA receptor activity. Gene Ontology annotation, cellular component: G protein-coupled receptor heterodimeric complex; membrane. The transcript is spliced from 19 exons. The record is from RefSeq and is a predicted model, not a curated record. Bases 321 to 3134 code for a protein of 937 amino acids.
GGUGAUAUAUAGGGCUGUUUUGACUGGAGAUCAUUUGGAUGACGGACACCGAAAGGCAAUAACGCGAAUCUCUGCGCCCUUGGAAUAUUCUCACAGAGGCACUGUUACAGAGUAGAAAUAUUUUUUCUCAGUUUGCAGUCAUAAUCUAUACGACGAGUUUGCCCACUGCGGGGGCUGCUGCGGCUUUCGCGUCUGCUCUGUUUUGAAAUACGAUUUACUUGACGGGCGGGCGUCUAAGCAUCCCGGACGAGCUCGAAUUUGCGAUGCCCAAACAGUGAGGGCUACGGUGGGAUCGCAUUUGGUCACCCUUGCACGGUAGCAUGGCUCCAGCCCGGAGGGACUGCAGCGGCUGGGAGAUGCUCCUCCCGACGGGAUGCCUGCUCCUCUCCGUUUUGCUAUUUCACCCUGCCCUGGCCAAGGUGUGUAACGACCGCACCAAACACGGACAGGACAACAGCUGGUUCGCCAGGGACGGGGAAAACUUGCCCAUUAUGGUUCUUAUGCCCAUGAACGAGUCGGCCCUGAUGAGCAGCAUCAGCCAGGGGAUCGAGCCGGCGGUCCAACUGGCCAUCCAGCACAUACGAGAGUCCAGGAAUUACUCGUUCUCACUCAUCACCAAAAUCUAUGACACCGAGUGCGACAACGCCAAGGGGCUGAGGGCCUUCUUUGAUGCCAUCUGCUACGGUCCCAAACACCUGAUGAUCUUCGGUGGUGUCUGCCCCUCUGUGACCUCCAUCAUCGCAGAGUCCCUGGAGGGCUGGAAUCUGGUGCAGCUGUCCUUCGCAGCAACAACCCCAGUUCUGGCAGACAAGAAAAAGUAUCCCAACUUCUUCCGCACCGUCCCAUCAGACAACGCCGUGAACCCAGCGGUAGUGAAGUUUCUCAACUUCUACAACUGGAGCCGUGUGGGAACCCUCACACAGGAUGUGCAGAGAUUCUCAGAGGUGAGGAAUGAUCUAACUAAUGAGCUGGAGAAAGCAGACAUUCAGAUUGCAGAUACAGAAAGUUUUUCCAAUGACCCUUGUGUCAAUGUCAAGAAGCUCAAGGACAACGAUGUUAGAAUAAUCAUCGGCCAGUUUGACGAGAACCUGGCAUCCAAAGUCUUCUGCUGCGCAUAUAAUCUUAACAUGUUUGGCAGUAAAUACCAGUGGAUUAUCCCCGGCUGGUACCAGGGCAACUGGUGGGAGCAAGCCAACAGCACCAACUGCACCACCAAGAAGCUGCUCACAGCCAUGGAGGGAUACAUCAGUGUGGACUUUGAGCCACUCAGUGCUCGCCAGAUUAAGGGCAUCUCUGGCAGGACCCCUAAGGACUACGAGAGGGAGUACAGCCGAGAGCUUCAGCAGAAAGGUGUGGAGGCCAGCAAGUUUCAUGGCUUUGCCUACGAUGGGAUGUGGGUCAUUGCUAAAACCUUGACUCGAGUGAUGGAACUGCUCCGGGUAAAAAAACGGCAGAACACCUACCAUAACUUCACUGUGGAUGACCGCGAAGUGGGAAAAAUGGUGCUGGACGUCAUGAAUGAGACCAACUUCUUUGGUGUUACAGGCCAAGUCAUGUUUCGGAACGGAGAGAGGAUGGGCACAAUCAAAUUUAACCAGUUCCAAGAGGGCCGGGAGGUGAAGGUGGGAGAGUACAAUGCAAUUGCUGAUGUCCUGGACCUCAUCAACAACUCCAUAAGGUUCCAAGGUGUAGAGCCUCCCAAGGAUCGUACGUUUGUGCGUCUGCAGCGGCGCCACAUCAACGUACCCCUAUACAGCAUCCUGUCCACCAUCACUAUACUAGGCAUGCUCAUGGCAGGGGCCUUCCUGUUCUUCAACAUCAAGAACCGCAACCACAGACUGAUCAAGAUGUCCAGUCCCUACAUGAACAACCUGAUCAUCCUAGGAGGCAUGCUCUCCUACGCCUCUAUCUUCCUGUUCGGCCUGGAUGGAGGUUUCGUCUCUGACAAAGAGUUUGAGACCCUCUGCACUGUUCGGACAUGGAUCCUCAUUGUUGGAUACACAACAGCUUUUGGCGCCAUGUUUGCCAAGACCUGGAGAGUGCACGCCAUCUUCAAGAAUGUAAAGAUGAAGAAGAAGAUCAUAAAGGACCAGAAGUUGUUGAUCAUCGUUGGCGGGAUGCUGCUAAUCGACUUAUGCAUCCUCAUUUGCUGGCAGAUUGUGGACCCGCUUAAGAGGACGGUGGAAGAGUACAGCUUGGAGGCGGACCCCCAAGGCCGAGACAUAGCCAUCCGUCCCUUCUUGGAGCACUGUGAGAACACCCACAUGACCAUUUGGCUGGGCAUCGUUUACGCCUACAAGGGGCUGCUAAUGUUAUUUGGCUGUUUCUUGGCAUGGGAGACCAGGAACGUGAGCAUCCCUGCUCUCAAUGACAGCAAAUACAUUGGGAUGAGUGUUUACAACGUGGGCAUCAUGUGCAUCAUCGGCGCUGCGGUGUCUUUUCUUACAAGGGACCAGCCCAAUGUCCAGUUCUGCAUUGUGGCACUGGUGAUCAUAUUUUGCAGCACCAUCACGCUCUGUCUGGUCUUUGUUCCCAAGUUAAUCACCAUGAGGACCAACCCAGACGCAGCCACCCAGAACCGCAGGUUAAACUUCACCCAGAACCAGAAGAAGGAAGACUCCAAGACCUCCACCUCAGUCACCAGCGUCAACCAGGCUAACACUUCGCGACUGGACGGGCUUCAAACUGAUAACCACCGCCUCCGCAUGAGGAUAACAGAGCUGGAUAAAGAGCUGGAAGAAGUGACCAUGCAGCUGCAGGACACCCCAGAGAAAACUCCCUACAUCAAACAGAACCAUUACCCGGAUGCCAACAACAUCCUCAGCAUACGCAACUUCACAGACGCUAAAGAUGGAGAGAAGUCGAUACUGAAGAAUCACCUGGAGCAGAAGCCUCAGGCGCAGUGGGGCUCCAUGGAUCCUUCCAGAAUAAACAGAGGUCCUCUGGAGGAUAUCAACUCGCCCGAACACAUACAGCGUCGACUGUCCUUGCAGCUUCCCAUCCUGCACCAUGCCUACUUACCUUCCAUAGGAGGGGUUGAUGCCAGCUGCACCAGCCCCAACGGCAGCCCUGGUUCCAGCCCACGGCACAGACACAUGCCCCCCUCCUACCGGGUAAUGGUCUCUGGCCUGUGAGCUUCAUUCACUCCCCCACCUGGCUCUUUGCAGAGGAGACGUGUAUGGUUCCUUUUUUUCUACAAAAAUAGACUGAUAUCAUCAGCGUAUGUGCGUAUUUUGUCUCGGAACAAGGAGGACAAGGGGAGAAGAGGGGGAGGGGGGCCGAGUAUCACUCUUCGUACCUCUUCACCCCAGCCUCUCUUGAGAACUGAAACCCUCAGUCAGGAAAGGGGUGGGAGGAGACAGAGUGGGCACUGGAUGACUCUUACAAACUCCCAUGAUUCACAGCAAUGUCCCCGUGUUCAUCUGCUCCCCUUGCCUAGGAAAAUACACAUAUGCACAGUCAAACAAACACAAAAACACUCAAAUACACACACAACCACAGACACACUGAUACACCUAUAGCGGAACAGUGGUGGACUAGCCCUGACCUGACGUGUAGCCUUAUCUGCUUCAGAGGGGAUUGUCUGUUUCUGUUCCUUAUCUGUUGUAUGAAUGUGCUCGUGGCUACGUUUGAGCUUGUCAUCUAACUUGAGUAUUUCACUGCUUCAGUGACUGGAUACCAGUGUGGAGACAUGGAUUUUACAAAAACCCAACAAAGGAAAUCAUCCAAUAUACUCCCCGUCCCCUUCCCGUUCUUGUGGAGACAUGUAUAUAUCAUCAUUUCUGACUUUGAUGUACUGUAAGCUUUGUAUAUGCUGUGAAUGGACAAUUAAAGGGGUUCUAAAUGUAGAGCGUGUAACAGAAGCAGGUGAUCAUGACAUGGAACCCUACAAAGAAUUAGAGAUGCGUAUGAAAGAGAUCUGAAUUGAUUUGUGUAAUUGUUGAUAAUUUAGAUUAUGGGCAGCAAAGUAAGAAACAUCAAAGCUUGUGAGUCACAGAACAUGAAAAGGCACCAGGGGCCCGUUCAUCUUAACUUGGAGGAAGACGCACAUGGCUCUUUUUUCCAUUUCGCUAAAUUUGCACCACUGGUUUCAUCAGAGUUUUCACAUCAGACUUUGCAUAAGCCUUUAAUAUUUUACAAUUUGCUUAAUAUGUCCUCAGAAAGCAUGUUAUACAGAAUAUUGAUGCUAUGCCUUUUAACAGGUCUCCAAGGCUGCAUAUAUGAGAAAAUAGAGCUAAAAGGCACCAAAAGAGUGUUCCACAGUUGUUAUUUAUGUGUGUUUUAUGCCAAGAAAUGCACACAUUUAGAUCAAAACGUAAGAGAGCACCUUAUGACUUCAGCUGCUUUUCAGACAAGGCAUUAGUGACAGGCCUGGUCAUAUUGAUCCCCACAGAGUGGUCUCCGUAGACUGUUAAGAUGUCCGUCUGAUCUAGCCCUCACAGCUAACCAGCACAGACAGGGGCGGUGGCUUCAUGUCAAUGGGCAAAAGGGCACAAUUACUUUUUUGGAAGAAAUAACAUUCAAGAGGUGAUGUUGGAAAGGAUGUAGGUCUACCACCUCCACAACUAGUUGGGAUUAAAUGGUUGACCUGAAUUUCCACGAGCAGUAGUAAAGACAAUGGAGACAUGGGCGGGAGCCUUGUGUGAUAAGCCCCAAAGGGCUGUAGCUUUCAGUUCCAAGACGGCGAUGAUACAACUGCUGGUCACAUUGAUGUCAUUGAAUGUGACAUUAAUGUCACAUUCAGUGUCAAGAAAAAUCACUUCACACUUAGCAACAGUGAACAUACCUCAGUUGCUAUGGAAAUGUAAUUCAGUGCUGUUGAACUGGGCCCAAGAAGGAUGCACUGAGCAAAACGUUUAUCGACACGGGAGAAAAGCAAACAGAGACUCCGGACAAAGAAAAUGACUUUUUAUGGAGUGCAAGAUGGUUGUUCUUAGCAUAUGUUUCACCAUUGGUGUCUUGGUUUUUAGUUGUUAAGGCGUUUGUUGAACGCUGUGCCUGUUGUCUUAUAUUGUAGCCUGCAGGACCCACGGUACAUAAAUUAGGUGAAUUUGGCGCUGACCCAGCAAACUACAACAUUGGCCACACAUCUGUAAACUGUACAACGUGUCAUAGAUUUCUUUAAAUUAAAUUGCCUCAACUUGGUGAAAGCUCCACUUCAGCUGGAGUGGAUUUCCUCUGCAAGUUGAUGUCUGAUCAUAAACACUGUCUUUUAGUUAAAAAGGCCAGUCAAGGACACACAAUUGGAGUGGGAGACAAGCUAGCAGAGAGCCGCCUGCUAUUGGACAUAUCAGGGUGACUUCCCGUGAGAGCUCCUCCCCUUCCAGCCCCUGCUGAGCACAGGAGCAGGGAAGCCCCGAGCACAGACCUCCAAGGAGUCACGGUGUCUCCCUCAUCGUUGCCAAUUAGAGAAUCACGGUCACCGGACAAGUGAGUGAGAGACAUUGCCAGAGGGUUGGUUCUUCCUUCAGGAGAAGAAAACCAACUGCACAUUUUAUAUAUUACAUUAUAUGUGAUUGUGUACAAUUUGCUGAUGCCCCCAUGAUGGUGUCCAUGUAUGGAAUAUUUGGUAUUUGGCUUUCUCAAGACGGCAUGAAAUGAAAUGUAUAAUUCACAGAGUUACCUCUGUUUUUGCAACUGUCGUGACAAAUCCACUCUGUCGUUUUCAUCUUCUCACCUACAGUUUAGAUUUUCUUUCGUUUACUUAAAAAAAAAUCAUGGAUUUAAGUUCUUUUAACCUGUUGAUCAGCUCACACAUGUCAAUGCCAAGAUUCUCAGUGGACUCAACAUCAUCGUAUCGACUAUGCUACUGGUUUAGCAGUUAUUCACUGAGGGCAAUAAAGUGAAAGUAGCAGCAAACGAUCAAUCCUAAUAACCCACUCCUGGCAUUUAGCAAAUUACAAAAUUACUUUUUUUAGUUAAUCUAAAAUGCCAAAUGCAGAUCAUCAGGUAUUGUUUUUUUUAGUUGUUUUUUUAGAUGCGCCCUGAUUUAUUUAUUUUUUGUUAGGAUUCAUUUCAAACUUUUUGGAUGAAAAACGGAUGAAACAUUGUUCAAAUGCAAUUAUGGUAGGUCAAGGGCUCAUAAUUUCCUGUAAUCAAUAACGUCAUGCCAAUGGUUUGUAUUUGCCACAUGUCUUUCUACCUUUUCAGUUUGCAGAUCAAAGUGACAUAUACGUAUAUAAUUAUAUCUUUGUAUGUGUCAUUAUCAGGGUUUCUGGAGAACACGAAACAUACAUGUCCAAAAAUAUAACAAUAUGACGUAUAUAUUUAGUGGAAAAAACACACAGGUCCAUACUGUUACUGUUUUGUCAGUUUGAUAUGUGGUAUCACAUGGAGAUAAGUUCAAUUAAAGAGUACAAAAACGAAAAAACAAAACCUAGGUUUAAUGCAACAUGUUCAAGAGGGGCAAUAACUUGUUUUCUUAUUACAGAAAGAAUAGAAAACUAUAUAUAUAUAUGUAUAUGUAAAGUUCUUUACGUACAUUCUCAUUUUUACAUAGGAAAUAUUUCACUAAUAUGCCACAAUGAUACUUGGUCUUUUUUUUUUUUUUUUUUUACAGUAUCUGUAACUAUGUUAUGUACAGAUGAGGUAUAGAUGUGAAAAAGUUGUAUAAAAUAAGUAUCACACUUGGAACACCUGAACAUUUUUUGGAGCCAUUAGUUGUUAUCGGGGGAUUUGAAUAACAUUCUUCUUUUAUUGUCUGAAUGUUAUGGACAGCCUUUACUUUUCACAUCAUCGUUAAAUAAAGUGAGACUGAAAAUAA